This is a messenger RNA of Perkinsus marinus ATCC 50983, 426 nucleotides long. RefSeq lists its product as hypothetical. Lineage: Eukaryota; Perkinsozoa; Perkinsida; Perkinsidae. The transcript has 4 exons. The record is from RefSeq and is a predicted model, not a curated record. Bases 1 to 426 code for a protein of 141 amino acids.
AUGUCUGCUCGUCGCAGUCAAUCUGAUUCCUUCCUAUCAGUCCUAGAAACUAUAAGUCUCCGCUAUGCUUCUUCGGGCGUUACUCUGAGAGGCCUCAUCCGAUUCGUUCGUAACUGUCCAGUAUUGAAGCACUUCGAUCUCGCUGGCUGUGAGUGCUUGCGACCAGCUGCUGCUAUCUCGAGAUUGCUGGUAGAACCCAACGUACAAAAGCUCCUCGAGCUGAUGCUGACUCUGGUUCCCGAACUGCCGGAUAUGAAGAGCAUGGAAAAGCUUCUUCCCCUUGGUCGUAUCGUAUGGCUACCGAUGACUCCUGAGAAGGAGGAGCCUUUCCAGCUGAUUUGCCCUUUGAGCCGAGAUGUUAAGAGAAAGGGAAAGCCCAAAAGGGGCAAGGCGGCUGGGAAGAAGAAAGGAAAGAAGAGGAAGUGA